CAUUCCUAUUUCUUUAUUACAAAUGAACCCUUUGGCUUCCGCGAUACUCUCUCCAAACAGGCAUUUUAAGUUUUAUAUCCACGGCACUGGAUUGAAUGUUUGUUUUUCUUUGAUGUCGGUGUGUGGGUAUUGUGGAUCUUAUGGGUACUGUAGUGUACCUCUUUUUUGUGCUGUACAUUUGAGGUACUGUACUGUACGUACCGAUCUGAUGGGCUCCUGGAACUUGGAUGACGUUACGGUGGUGGGCUUUAGUGGGCUGGAAAUAAGCAUUCGGCGCCGGGAGGGCUUCGGGUGCGGCGGGAUGUGUAGUAUACUGUACAAACGAAUAUUGUUCCUGGCGAGACGACGUCGAAGGUCGGUCUUUGAGGGUGAGAGAGGAUGGGAGGGAGAUAUUUCAAAGUGACCUUUGAGUAUUCUUGACAAGUCCUAGACCAACGGCUGAUGGUAAGAAUUUUCUGAAUUGAGGUUGUGAGGUUGUGAAAAAGGAAAAUAAAAAAACGGUCCGGAAGCGGAAGCGGAAAAAAGGGGUCCAACCUUAUCCAGGGGUGCGACGGGUGGAUCCGCGGUGGACACAUCGACCUAAUAUCUGGAUAUUUUCCUGGUUUUCCAUGGUGUUAUUGAUGGCUCUUUUCGAAAUUUUGAGUUUGGAUCUGACGACAGAGUAGAAGUCCCUCAAAUGGCGGGCUGGAGUUCAAGAAUCGAUGACGAGAUGGGUGUGUUCGUCAGUACCGAUUCCGUUUUUUUUAUGGCGUGUUAGUGUUGGUACACCGGUACAGUCCGGUGGUGUGACGGGAUGGGGUGGUCGAGUAGUCAGUCAGUCGGUGAUACUGCGGCUACUCUGUUCUGGACUCCUGGCGUGGGAUUUCGAUGGAGUGGUCUGAUGGGGAUGUGUGUCUGAAGGCCCGAUGGACGUCGGCCGUAUAAUGACGUUGGAACCGCCGAGGAGUACUCGAAGAUGGGAGAUGGAAGUCCAGUCCAGUGCCAUUCCACGAUGCUGCCGCUGGGUCUCGAAUCCAACCGUCCCAAUCCAUUUUAGCGAGCGAGCGAGUAAUUGGGGACUCCAACGAAGAAGGGUUAUUGUGGAAUUGUGGUUCUUUUUCUCAUUCUUGUCUGGCCCUGGGACACAGUAUUCCCAUGAGGUUCCCACAAGUUUUGCAUCUCUUGUCGUGUCCUCGUGAAAAACAGAGCAGAGAAAACCUAUCAUUUUUCAAGGCUUUGCAUGAUUUUCGUAUGUCUGUUCUUUGGCGUCAUUGGAUGGUGCUCCGCUUAUUGUCAUCGAUUCGUCUGGACUGCCGUAUCAAGCAUGUUUUUUUCCCCCUUUGGACGGAAGCGAACUAGGUCUUGAGUUCGCGUGGGUCUACGGAACUAGAAGCCGGCAUUAUUGCUAGGUAUUAGUUUCUUUUUUCUUAGUAUAUACACCCGUCGAUUUCCUCUCCUUCUGGUUUUUCCUUUCUUCUUUUCUCUCUAGUCUUACUCAUCCAAUUCGAUAUUGUAUCUCGACAAGAUCAAGCAAUAUGGGUCUCUUCAAUAAGAAACAGCCUGUGGAGGCCAAUACUCAAGAAAGACUGGCCGCGGAUUCGUCAAAUGCUACACCCCUCGAAUCGACGCCUCAAGAUUCGCCUAUGGGAACCGAGGCGAGAAACACUACCGAAGCACCACGAGAUGAGAAAGUGGUUGCAGGACAAGUAAAGGGCAAGAAAUGGAAUUCGUUUGGUGCAGCAAGGAAUGCCGAGCGAGGCGAUAAGGGAGCACCUGCGACUACCAAAGCGAUUAUCCUCGGUGCUAUUGCUUCGAUUGGUGGAUUCAUGUUUGGUUAUGAGUCUGGGCAAAUCAGUGGUAUGUCUGCCUCGUCUAUUAUGACCAAAAACUUCGACUAAUGAAGUAUAUAGGAUUCCUCCAGAUGACCGAUUUCCUCGACCGCUUUGGCGAGAAUGGAGAGUUCUCGGCGGUUCGGUCAGGUACCAUUGUUGCGUUGCUUUGUGCUGGUACCCUCAUUGGAUGUCUUGCCACGGGAGAUAUCUGUGAUCGUAUCGGACGUCGUUACACCAUUUCUGCCUCUGCCUGGUACUACAUCAUCGGUGUUGUGAUUGAGAUUACUAGUGGUAGACAAUGGGUGCAAUUUGCCAUGGGGAGAUUUACUGCUGGGUUGGGGAUUGGUGCUUUGAGUACUAGUGUUCCUAUGUAUCAGUCUGAGAGUGUGCCGCCGAGUAUUAGAAGUGUGAUUGUGGGAAGUUAUCAAUUGCUGAUUACUUUGGGUAUUUGGACUGCUUAUAUGGUAAGUUAUAUUCGCCUCUCUUUUUGACAUAAGCGCCGAGGAUUUGGACUUUUCACAAGCAUCAAAUCGCAACGUCUAUGAAAACAGAAUAUAUACUUACAACCAAUAGGUCAACUACGGUACAUCCGCAGCAUACACCAACUCCGCACAAUGGCGAAUCCCCAACGGUCUCUCCGCCCUCUGGGCCAUCCUCCUCGGCACAGCCAUCCUCUUCAUGCCCGAAUCCCCUCGCUUCGCAUUCCGCAAAGGGAAAGAAGUCGAAGCCCGCAAAACCAUGGCCAGUCUCAUCCAAAACGGCGACCCUCACGGCGCCGAAGUCGACAAGAUGAUCUUUGAGAUCCGCGAGCAGCAAGAAGCCGAGAACGCAGGCGGCGACCACCCAUGGCACGAGUGCUUCACCGGCCCAAGAAUGAUGUACCGCACGAUUCUCGGAAUGGUCUUGCAAGCUGGUCAACAACUUACCGGAGCCAAUUUCUUUUUCUACUACGGGACGACGAUCUUCAAGUCGACUGGUAUUGAGAACUCCUACAUUACCUCUAUUAUCCUUGGUAGUGUCAAUGUCGGCGCCACCAUCGCCGGUCUCUGGAUCGUCAAGAACUGCGGCCGUCGUAUCAGUCUCAUGGUCGGCGCCGCCGUCAUGUUCGGCUGCUUCCUCAUCUACAGUUUCGUCGGCCAAUUCUGUCUCUCAGCCAGCGACCCCCUAUCCACCCCCGCCGCAGGAUCCGUCCUCAUCGUCUUCACCUGCAUCUUCAUCGUCGCCUUCGCGACCACCUGGGGACCGUUAGUCUGGACCAUCACCGGCGAAAUGUAUCCGGCGCGUUACCGCGCGCCAUGCGUCGCCCUCGCCACGGCCUCCAACUGGCUUCUCAACUUCCUCAUCUCCUUCUUUAGCACCUUUAUCACGAACGAGAUUCAUUACCUCUACGGUCUCGUCUUUGGGGGGUGUACGUUUGCGCUGUUCUUUAUUGUUUAUUUCUUUUUGAUUGAGACGAAGGAUCGCUCCAUUGAGGAGAUUGAUAGUAUGUACAUGUCGGGCGUCACGCCACGGAAGAGCGCCAAUUGGCGACCUAGUGAUCUUGGUUCGGAGGGACUGAAGGGUUUGAAUACUGAUAGGAUGCAUCUGACGAAGGGAGGGAAGGAUGUUAAUAAGGUUCCUGGGGGUAGAGAUGGGUUGAUGCAGCAUAAUGAGUCGAGGUUUCCUGAGAAUCCCGCGCCGUUGGUGCAGAAGGAGAGUGUUUGAGCUAUGUUCUCUUUUCGGUCUUACACAGUUAAAAAGGAGAUAUGUGGAACGGGGUGAGAAUGGGAUUUAAGGGGUGUAUGCUGAUUUAAUGGGAGGAGUGGGUUAGAGGAAAAUAUUGUAAUACGGGCGUCGGGAGAUGAUGUGCGAACGCGAGGUUUGAUGAUGGCAUGUUAGUUGUAAAUAUAAUACCCAAUUGUUAUUCACAUAAGCUACC
This is a messenger RNA of Hymenoscyphus albidus, 3729 nucleotides long. Lineage: Eukaryota; Fungi; Ascomycota; Leotiomycetes; Helotiales; Helotiaceae. The record is from the annotation of a GenBank genome assembly.